This is a messenger RNA of Thamnophis sirtalis, 2699 nucleotides long. It is a transcript of the gene GOT2, whose product is annotated as glutamic-oxaloacetic transaminase 2. Gene Ontology annotation, molecular function: L-aspartate:2-oxoglutarate transaminase activity; pyridoxal phosphate binding. Gene Ontology annotation, cellular component: mitochondrion. Gene Ontology annotation, biological process: L-aspartate catabolic process; biosynthetic process. NCBI's taxonomy places the organism in Eukaryota, Metazoa, Chordata, Lepidosauria, Squamata, Natricidae. The record is from RefSeq and is a predicted model, not a curated record.
CGCCCCUUCCGACUCCGGGAAGCAGCAGGUUCGCCGGAUCCCUUCGCCCGCUCUGCUGCCAUGGCGCUCCUGUGCUCCGGUGGCCGCUCGCUCCUGCCUCCUCGCGUGGCCGCCCUCGCGGUCCGAGCCAGCUCCUGGUGGGCUCACGUGGAGAUGGGCCCCCCCGACCCUAUUCUGGGGGUGACGGAGGCCUUCAAGAGGGACGGCAGCGCCAAGAAGAUGAACCUGGGAGUCGGGGCUUAUCGGGAUGACAACGGGAAGCCCUAUGUCUUGAACUGCGUCCGCAAAGCAGAAGCCCAGAUAGCUGCUAAGAAGAUGGACAAGGAAUAUUUGCCCAUAUCUGGGCUAGCAGACUUCAACAAGGCAUCAGCUGAACUGGCUUUGGGAGAAACAAAUGAGGUUAUACAAAGUGGCCGGUAUGUUACUGUGCAGACAAUUUCUGGAACUGGGUCUUUAAGGGUUGGAGGCAACUUCUUGCAACGAUUCUUCAGCUCCAGCCGUGACGUGUUCCUCCCCAAGCCUUCCUGGGGGAAUCACACACCCAUUUUCAGAGACGCUGGAAUGCAGCUACAAAGCUAUCGAUAUUAUGACCCCAAGACGUGCGGCUUUGACUUCACUGGAGCGUUGGAGGACAUUUCUAAAAUUCCAGAAAAGAGCAUUAUUCUAUUCCAUGCCUGCGCUCACAAUCCCACUGGAGUAGACCCUCGUCCAGAGCAAUGGAAGGAGCUGGCGGCAGCAGUGAAGAAAAGGAACCUCUUCACCUUCUUUGACAUGGCCUAUCAGGGGUUUGCCAGCGGGGACAUAAACCGAGACUCAUGGGCUGUCCGUCACUUCAUUGAGCAAGGCAUUAACAUUGUACUCUCCCAGUCCUACGCCAAGAACAUGGGUCUCUACGGGGAGCGUGUGGGCGCCUUCACAGUCAUUUGCAAGGACUCCGAGGAAGCCAAGAGAGUGGAGUCCCAGCUCAAGAUCCUGAUCCGCCCCAUGUAUUCCAACCCCCCCGUCAAUGGGGCUCGGAUAGCUUCCAUGAUCCUAAACAGCCCUGAUCUGCGGAAGGAAUGGCUGGCGGAGGUGAAAGGAAUGGCCGACCGCAUUAUCGGCAUGCGGACCCAACUGGUGGCCAAUCUGAAGAAGGAAGGCUCUUCUCAUAACUGGCAGCACAUCACUGAUCAGAUCGGCAUGUUCUGCUUCACAGGCCUCAAGCCGGAACAGGUGGAACGGUUAACCAAAGAAUUCUCCGUCUACAUGACCAAGGAUGGCCGCAUCUCCGUUGCAGGCCUCACCUCGGGCAAUGUGGCUUACCUGGCUCACGCCAUCCACCAGGUGUCCAAGUGAACAGGGAGGAUUGUCCGGAUGGCUUCGUACUCUGGCUAGGCGGGGAAGGGGGAGAGUUGGAGGAGCAGCAGCACAUAGCACAAGCAUUUCCCUCCCUUUUCAUCAUCUGUCACUUGGCUGUGUUCGUUGCCCCCACCCCUUUCAUCACUUGAGGUGACUUCCGGUCGUGUGUGCAAACACUCCGGCAUCCUGAGCUGGGCUAGGAAACUCUCUGCCUCUUUGCGGGGGUAGCCUUCCCCAGGACUACAGCUCCCAUAAAUAGCCAGCCUAAUUUUCAAGUGUGCCCUGUUCAGUCUGCCUGCUUGGAGUGGACGUUCUUCUCCCAAACUCUGUGCCCAGGGAUUCAAAGCAAGCUCUGAAGGGAAAGUGGCUUUUUUAUUGCUAGAAAAAGUUCUAAUUUGUUCCUAUGACAGGAAUAUAAGCCUUUUUUUUCAUUUCCCAAAAGAAAGCAAGUUAGCACAGUUUUUUAAAUGAUUCACUGACAGGUAUAAUUCUGAAUGCCUUUCCUUUCCUUUGAGGUCUUUGAGAAACCCUCGUGUGUCCCAUGUCCAGGAUGGGAUGCUUGUGUGGAAAGCUUUCCUCCUGGGGUAAAGCUUGGCAACAUUGGCAUAUGUUGUGGCUCUUUAAAAACACAACUUGCCAGUGUUGAUUUUUCUCAGCUGCUCAGCUCACCAAGAAAAUACUUUCUCUUAUUCAAAAAUUUUUUUAGUGCUGCUUCAGUUCUGGUAGAGAUAGUUGCUCAAAGGUGUGUGGCAGAACAUCCACAGAAAUGGAACAUCGCAUGCAUUAAGUAGGACAGAAGUUGCAAAACUGACCCCCCCCCCUGCAAUCCUGGCACUGCAACCCCUCUUUUGUGUUGUGAACACUGUUAUGAUGGAGCCCUGAAUCUUCUCAUGGAAGUCUUAAGAACAUCUGAAUGCUCCCCCCUCCCCCAUUUGAAAGCAGAGGGCAGGAGAAAGCUGCCAUCAGUUGUCAACCAACGAGCUUUACUAGUUGCGCACCUGUCCUGUGCCAGGUUGAUGCCAGGGUGCUCGGUCUCCCAGGUCUCCCCAGCUGCACCGUCUGUCCCUUCAGAACCCCAAGUGGGUAGAAGCAUUCUGGGAAACCUGCACAGCUGCAGCCAUUAAAUGCCUCCCAGGGUUCAUGCAUCCUGUGACGCCUCUUCGGGAACCGAUCAGUGGAAGAGCAAAGCCGCUGAAAGAGACACAGGUGCUGUGGCUGCUGAGAAAUCCCAGCAUCCCCAUCCUGAGAGCUUGUGGACAACCUGCCUCUUGUGCAGCUGCUGGGCUUCAGCCGGCCCUCUGUGAAGCCGCCAGUCUCUGCCUUCCUCUCCCCCCCCCCUUUAAUAAAGCUGCUGUACAUCA